This is a messenger RNA of Benincasa hispida (wax gourd), 1449 nucleotides long. Lineage: Eukaryota; Viridiplantae; Streptophyta; Magnoliopsida; Cucurbitales; Cucurbitaceae. The record is from RefSeq and is a predicted model, not a curated record.
AAAAGUCAAAAUCUCCAUGGGUCUAGAGAUAUCUCAAUGGAAGUGGGUCUUAUUUUGAUGAGCUAUCAAUCUCAUCUCCAACCAUUCAAAACUAAAAUUUCUACCCACCACGGCACCGUACAUCACAAUCAAUCCAAUUUAUUAAUCCUAAAAAAUCUCUCCUCUCAGUCUCAACCUUAUGCUUUCUUAUCCUUCUCACAAUCGCAGUAUUUUGCAGUGGCUAGUCUACAGAGAAUGGAAGAUGAGGUGGUGGUGAAGAUUGGGAUUCAAGGGUGCGAAGAGGUCGCCCGUCGUUGGGAUGACGGAGCUCAUUCCACCGUCAGACAGAUUGUGAUUAAUCAUGAAAAGUGUAUCUACUCGGUGAACAUCGAGUAUGACAACAAUGGGGAAUCAAUUUGGAAGCCCAAGCAUGGGGGAAACAAGGGUUCUACUUCCAAGGUUGUUUUAGAAUAUCCAAACGAGUACCUGAUCUCAAUCCAUGGCUACUACAGCGACAUAGGGAAGAUAAUGGAGAAGAGAGCUGCAACUCCAACCACAGUGAUUCGAUCGCUAACUCUGGAAAGUAAUACAAAAACUUACGGACCAUUUGGGAUGGAAGAAGGAACCAAAUUUUCAUUCCCAAUCAUGGAGGCAAAGAUCGUUGGAUUCCAUGGCAGUUCUGGUUGGUUUCUCGAUGCAAUUGGGAUCUACGUACAACCAAUCUCUCAGUCGCUGCAAGCUCAACAUAAAUCUGAAGUUGAAGUUGAAACUGAGAUUGAGCAAUUUAGUUUGGGAGAAUAUGGUGGUGAAGGUGGGGAACCAUGGAGUGAGUGUUUUCAAGCAAUCAAACAGUUGGUGAUUCAUAAUGAUGAACAUUGGAUUAUUUCUAUCCAAAUGGAAUAUUUGGAUGAGAAUGGAAACUUUGUUUGGUCUCACAAGCAUGGUGGAGAGGGUGGUUCUGCAUCCCAGCUAAUGCAGGAAGCAGUCGCAAAUGCGGAAGCCAGGCUAUCGCAAAGACAACUGCAUGCGGGGAAUCUCUCCAUCGCAGAGGCGAACAUAUACGUUCAACGCAUAGAUGUUGCGGCCAUUAACCGCAUGCGUCCAUCGCAUCGAAGUUGCAACUGUCAAGCGAAUGCGGUCAUCGCAGAGAGAUUGCGACUAACCAUACUAGUGGGAUGAUCGCAAGGGUGGUGGAAGGCAUUGAUACUCUAGAAACCAAUCAUGAACGCAUACCUCGGGAGUUUCAAAAGAUGAUGUUGACAUUUCACCUACCACGCCGUUAGCAGCAGAGAUUCCGAAAAGGACCAUCGCGCCGCGAAGUGUUAGAUUCAGAGCAAGUUCAUAAAUGUUGUCGGCGAUCAAGCUUUAUAAAUAGAAGCAGUAGAGAAAAAUUUCAAAUCAUCCAAGUUUCUACCUUCAGGUGGAACCUUGUGAUCCAGACCAAAGCGUGAGAAGAUAGUCUUGAGAGUU